Molecule: messenger RNA, 2493 nt
Organism: Phytophthora sojae
Lineage: Eukaryota; Oomycota; Peronosporomycetes; Peronosporales; Peronosporaceae
Exons: 1
Coding region: 1-2493 (830 amino acids)
Biological process (GO): mitotic cell cycle; spindle organization; establishment of meiotic spindle localization
Cellular component (GO): spindle pole
Molecular function (GO): protein binding
Source: RefSeq, a predicted model, not a curated record
AUGCUCCACUGCACCAACUCGGUAGCGACCACAGCUCGCUUGAACACGGCCACCAUUUAUGAAGGGAAGGUGGCCCCCGGAAUUUUGACUGCGAAGUCACUGCAAGGAGUUUUACGCCAGCAAAACGUGCAGUAUGAAGAAGAGUCUUGCGACGAGAUCAUCAGCCCUUACGGAAGAAUGCCACGUCUACCUAGGAAAGCUCGAUCCAAGCAUCGGUCGAAUGAUUCGCCUCCAUUUCAAGUUGGGCUCCGAUUCAAGCAAGACGUUGGUGUCAGACGCAAGCGCUGUCGAAAGCUGGACCCGAUCCCAGCAGAAGUUGCUCGGUCAAGAGAUAACUCACACCCGGUUGUGCAUGAACCGCCGGCUGGAAACCAAGGGAACGGAGAGCUCUGUCCUAAAAUUCCCGAUGAGCAACAACUUGGUCAGUUGCGUUCGGGAUUGCAGCAUACAAACUCCCAGCUUCAACGGGAUGCAGACAGAUUGAAGACCCAAAUUCAGUGGAUUCAUGGACACUUUCCAGUGCUAAAGCUCGCCAACACCAAGUGUUCACGUCCUCUUCGCCAGCAGCUAUUCAAGACUGCAGUCGUUCAUGUCGGCAUCAAUUUUAUGCUGCGGAAAGCGUUGAUGAUCUGGUACGGUAAGCUACUCGAAGCCCAACGCAAGGAGAGGCUGCAGCUGAGUGCGUCACGCCGACUUAUUGCAAUGCUUGAGAAAGUGUCCAUCGAUCGUGUGUCUGGAAGGUUUAACUGCUGGCGACGGUGGGUGUUGGAGUGCCAAUCGGACGAAGAGAUGGCUGCAGCCAUCACCAUUCAGCGCGUUGCUCGAUUUCUUCACUAUCGUCGCAAAGAACGAGAGUCUGUCGCUAAGCAAGAAGCAUUGAUUCGAGCUCUUGAGGAGAUGCAGCACAAUGCUAGAAUCAUCCAAAGAGCAUACCGUCGCCAUCGUCGAACAGUUCAACUGCGUCGCUGUGAAGCUGCGGCGAGAACUAUCCAACGGGUUGAAAUGUGGCGCACAGCGCAUAAUGGAUUCAUUAGACGGCAAAACGCUGCAAAAGUCCUGCAACGAGCUUACCGCUCGUAUUCCAAGCGGCGAGCUCGUAAGCGCGCACAGGCGAUUGCUAACCUUUUCGACCGAAGUCGAGAACGACAAGCACGACGGAUUCAAAGCGCUUGGGCUUCGUAUAAAACAUGGCGAGACUAUGAAUUGCCGCUCGAAAUGGUGCGGUACUUUGUCGACCAAGUCGAGUUUAUGGAUGCUGUACUGCUCAUCCAGCGCCACCACCGAGGGUUUCAGUGUCGUCUUGACAAAAAGAGGAGAAAUAUUAGUGCUGCACGCAUCCAGAACGACUGGCGAGCUGCUCACCGCCGUGUGGCUGCAAGAGCUGACAGACGCAUGAUGCUAUUGAACCGUGAACUGGCAGCCUCUUGCUUGCAGCGCACUUUCAGACGAAUGAAGGAGCAGCGCAAGAUCCGGAGUGUGAUUCGGGACUCCACACGGCCGCUGUACUUGCGCGCUCGUCAUCUUGGGCAAAGUUUUCGUGUAAAGUUCCGCUUUCCUAUCGCCAAGAGCGCAAUUCUCGUGAUCCAGUCGACGUGGAGGCGCUAUUCUGCGUACAAGGAGGACAAGCAACGCAAACUUUCAGCAGCAACAACAAUCCAGAAGUUCCUACGACGUGGGGGGAUUCUGGCGAAAUGGCACAAUUCCGUAUUCGGAGCGCGUUUCCGUCGGCGUGACACUGCAGCGAGGACUCUCCAACGUUGGGUACGACGUCUUCACAGCCGACAAAGCAUCCCCGCACCUCGAAGGACUUCGGUCAUUUACGUGUUGGAGCAGAUUUCGGCUGCUGCAACUAUCCAGCGAUGGCAUCGACGCCUCUGUCAGGAUAAUUGGCGCUUCAUCUCUCGCUUACUAGCCAAAGAGCUUCCACGGUGCAACAAUGCUGUUAGGAUGAUUGCACGCUGCUGGAGAGCGUAUUCUGCGAGGAAACAAGAGCACAUGAGGCGAUCUAGCGCCUUGGCCGAGCUCAUCGAGCGACAACGCCGUUCUGAGGUCGAAAACCGAGCUGCACGCCCCAUCCAGCGCAUGUUCAAGCGGAUGAUCGGCAAACGCGACGGUAGACGCAUGCUUCACCGGUACAGAAUCCUGCUUCGAGUGGACAUCAAACGAAGAGAACAACGCGUUCUCGUGCAUAAGUUCUUGGAGGAGAAGUCGCAGCAGCGCAAGAAGAAACAAGAAGCAAAAGCUGCAACUUUAGCAACGCGACAACUCUCGCUGCAAACCUCGCUAAGCUCGCCACAAGUUCUGAGCUUAGACAGCAACAUGACGGAGGCUAGCGCUUUCUCGCUUGAUGGUGCCACUAUCGACGGUGGAUGGCAAGAACAAUCGCCAGACGCGACAACACCUCAGAAUGGCAGUCCUGUGCAAUAUUGGAGCGAGGAAUACCAACGAGCGUACCUCUAUGACCCUGUGACUGGAGUCUCAACGUGGCUGUAA